This is a messenger RNA of Amaranthus tricolor (Joseph's coat), 1430 nucleotides long. Its product is annotated as cationic peroxidase 1-like. Gene Ontology annotation, molecular function: peroxidase activity; heme binding. The transcript is spliced from 4 exons. Gene Ontology annotation, biological process: hydrogen peroxide catabolic process; response to oxidative stress. The coding region runs from base 97 to 1155 and encodes 352 amino acids. The record is from RefSeq and is a predicted model, not a curated record. Lineage: Eukaryota; Viridiplantae; Streptophyta; Magnoliopsida; Caryophyllales; Amaranthaceae.
UCUAAUUCUUCACUAUUAGAUUUGUGGUUGUUAUAUUACACACUCAUUCAUCAAUCUGAUUAUUAUCCAAAUUAAAUCUGUAGAAGAAACUAAUAAAUGGCUUUCUAUUUAUCAUUUUACACAUCAAAUUUCUCCAUUUCAAAGCUGAUCAUAUUAUGUUGCUUGUUAUGGGUGGUGAUAGAUUCAGUUUCAGCACAAUUAUCUCCAACAUUCUAUUCAAGUUCGUGCCCAAAUGCAACCUCCACUAUUCAAUCUGCAGUUCAAGCUGCUGUAAAUAACGAGUCUCGUAUGGCAGCGUCUUUACUUCGUCUUCAUUUCCACGAUUGCUUUGUUAAUGGAUGCGAUGGUUCACUUUUGCUAGAUGACACAGCAAACUUUACCGGAGAAAAAAAAGCAGCACCAAAUCUAAAUUCGGUGAGGGGUUUUGAAGUUGUUGACACCAUUAAAUCUCAAGUAGAGAAAAUAUGUCCUGGUGUUGUUUCUUGUGCAGAUAUUCUAGCUCUUGCUGCUAGAGACUCUGUUGUUGCGUUAGGUGGACCAAAUUGGACAGUGGCAUUAGGAAGAAGAGAUUCUCAAACAGCAAAUCAAAGUGCAGCAAAUACAAGUCUUCCUGCUCCUUUUAUGAAUCUUGAUGUGCUCACUAAAUUAUUCUCAGACCAUGGUUUUACUACCCAAGAGUUGGUUGCUUUGUCAGGAGCUCAUACAAUAGGACUAGCAAGAUGUACUACAUUUAGAACACACAUCUACAAUGAAACCAACAUAAACUCCACAUUUGCAUCAUCAAUGCAAGCAAAUUGUCCUUUUAUUGGAGGAGAUAACAACACUUCACCUCUUGAUUCAACUUCAACAACAUUUGAUAAUGCAUACUUUAGUGAAUUAUUAGGGCUAAAUGGCCUUCUUCAUUCUGACCAAGAAUUGUUUAGUAGCAAUGGAACCGGAUCUACCAACUCUACCGUCUCCUUCUAUAGCUCGAAUUCGACGGCUUUUUUCAUUGAUUUUGCUAAUGCAAUGGUGAAGAUGGGUAAUUUGAGUGUUCUGACUGGAUCAAAUGGAGAAAUUAGGACUAAUUGUAGGAAGGUUAAUUCUAACUCUUCAACCUUGCUUCAUACUAAAGUUUCUCAUGCAUUAGUCAACGCCCUUUUUGAUUAUAUGUGAAAAGAGAAGAUGAAUAAUCUACAAAUCGUAUUGGUUUGUUUUUGGUAUUGUAAUAAAGUGAGAAAUAAUUAAUCAUACAUUUACAUGUAUGAAAUGUUUUGGCUUUUGUAUGAACUACUAUAUAUAUGAUCGUAUGUGUGUAGAUUAUAAUUAUCAUAUGAAUAAGUCUAAUUGUAAUCGAAUGGUAUUUAUAUAGUCCAUUCUUCAACUAUUUUAUUGUCUAUUUUAGUCCAAUAGUGUUUACGCAAUUUAUGUUCAAUGAAACUUGAAAAAAC